AUGCCUACUCCAGAGUCCGAAGCCUUCCUCCGGAAGAAGCCCACUGUCCCACCUUCGUACGAGGGUGUGGAUAUGGGAGAUUUUGAGGCUGUUGCCAAUGUCAGAGAUGCCAUCAUUCGAGAGCAGUGGGUACAGGUUAUGAUGGCACGGCUAGUAAGAGAAGAGAUGGGCAAGUGCUAUCACCGAGAAGGAGUCAAUCACCUUGAAAAGUGUGGUAAAUACAGAGAACGGUAUUUACAGCUUCUAAAGACAGCCAAGGUCCAUGGUUACAAGGGAUACGAGCAGAAUUAUCUCCAGAGCACAACCGACAAAAACUACAUCGAGACUGAUUACCCAACAGUCACGCAAGCGAAAGGCGCCAAAGGAUCGGACUUCAGAUUGGGCAACACGAUUGGCGCGAAGGGCGAAAGAUUCUAA
Lithohypha guttulata is the source of this 417-nucleotide messenger RNA. RefSeq lists its product as uncharacterized. Lineage: Eukaryota; Fungi; Ascomycota; Eurotiomycetes; Chaetothyriales; Trichomeriaceae. The record is from RefSeq and is a predicted model, not a curated record. The transcript is spliced from 2 exons. The coding region runs from base 1 to 417 and encodes 138 amino acids.